CAGUGCACACCGAGCGGCGAGUCGGAUUCCCAUUACUGCGGGCGGGUCUCCAGCGAUAACAGCGAGAAAUUCAUACACAUUCAUCCAAAAACUCGGACGCGACAGGCAGUUAGACACCUGAGAGCAAACAAGAGGUAUGGCGGCUAUCAGGAAAAAGCUGGUGAUCGUGGGAGACGGAGCAUGUGGGAAGACCUGUCUACUCAUAGUGUUCAGCAAAGACCAGUUUCCAGAAGUCUACGUGCCUACUGUGUUCGAGAACUACAUUGCUGACAUUGAAGUCGACAGCAAACAGGUGGAGCUGGCAUUGUGGGACACGGCAGGACAGGAGGACUAUGACCGUCUCAGACCUCUGUCUUACCCAGACACAGAUGUCAUCCUUAUGUGCUUCUCCAUAGACAGUCCCGACAGUUUAGAGAAUAUCCCAGAAAAGUGGACGCCGGAGGUGAAGCACUUCUGCCCCAACGUUCCCAUAAUCCUGGUGGGCAAUAAGAAAGAUCUGCGUAAUGAUGAGCACACACGGAGGGAGCUGACUAAGAUGAAGCAGGAGCCGGUUAAACCAGAAGAGGGCAGGGACAUGGCUAACCGCAUUAGCGCUUUCGGCUACCUGGAAUGCUCAGCUAAGACUAAGGAUGGCGUGAGGGAAGUUUUCGAAAUGGCCACCAGAGCGGCGCUGCAGGUCCGCAAGAGGAAGAAGAGGAGUGGAUGCUCACUGUUGUGAGAGAAGCUUCCGGUAUUUUCCAGAAUGAUCUCUCCGAUGACCAGGAAAUACCAAACUCCACAUACACACACACAAAAAAUAUGUUUUGACCAAACAACAUAAAUACACUGGACUGUAUGUCACAUUUCAUGCAAACCCACAGGUGGAAACGGAGGAAAGUAAAUAAAAUAUGCAUUAAACAGGAUGGCAGGAUAUGCACGCAUAUAUAGGUAUACGUUUUCCUGUUUUUAGUAUAACUUGUUUUCCAGUUUGUACUGUAUGGAUGGCAUCAGUCAUAAUGGUAUGUAUUUUUGCACAUUUAUCAACUGACCAUUAUAACUGAAUCUGGUAAGAGGACAUUUUUACAUAUUAUUGUAAUCAGAACUAAUAUAACAAAGUGGAAAUCUCUUAAUAGCACAGAAUAAUUUGGUAAUAAAGUGCCUUCAUGAUUAUUCCCUCCACAAUUUGAAUGUAAAAAAGUGCAAGUUUUGAGCUUCUCCGUGACUUUAAAACACUUUUCUAGUAGUGAAUAACUCGAUGAGCCAAUUAAAUGUGUUUAAAGGUGCAAAUUAUCCUGUAAUAAAGAGUAUUUAUAGGUUUUCAUUACCCUAAAUAAAUACUAAUUACAUGUCAUUACAUUUUGAAAGCUUAGUCAGGACUAAAAAGCCAUCUGCUAACCGGUGGUGUGACAUUUUUCUUUUAUAUUUUCUGUUUGUCGUCCACACAGGCGUGAACAUGCAUGUGUGCAUGUGGAUUGAGCUCUGUAGAUACUAAACUGGUUGAACCUGCCUGAAUAUCGUCACUGAGCUCAUGCUGUCACAUAAUCUGACUUAUUGUUCUCACAUUAGCAGCCUUAAAGGGACAGUUCACCAAAAAUGAGAAUGUGCUGUUUAUUUACUUCAGGCCAUCCAAGAUGAAGGUGCUUUUUCAGUUGAACAUCAAAGAAGGUUUUUAGCUGAAAAUCGCUGCCAAAGCAAAAAAUAUUACCUCUGGAUAUUGAUGAUACCAUUGAGGUUGAUUUAUAAUACUAUCACUUUUAAUCUUAAAAAGUCCUCCAUGUUCUUCUGAAUAAAAUGUCAUCUACCUCUCAAAUGGCCAGAAGGCAGUGGUAACAGUUCAAUAAAUCCUAGAACAGGGAUUCUCAAACUCGGUCCUUUGCUCGGUCCUGCAAAGUUUAGUUCCAACCCCAAUCAGACACGUAGGCUAGCUAAUCAAGCUCAUAAUACCCACAUCACACUGCACUUUUUGCCCCAUAGACUUAUGCAUGCAAAUGUGGCAGAUCGGAAAGGCAAGCUCGUGCGGCAAGUUUCGCAGUUCGCUGCGUUGGAGAGUUCACGCUUGGUGUACUCUGAUCUGCGAAAUUGCAUCACGUGAUUGCGUGAGAUCAAUCAAAGAUCAAAACAUGACCUCUCUGUACAGAAAUUUUAAAACAUAGCUUGCUUUUUUAAAUGUCUAAUCAUCUUGUUUAAUCUCAGCCCUUUUCGCAGCGCCGUACAACAGAAUUUCACACACACUCACACACACACAAACUCUAGUGUGACCUUCACUUGGCUUUCUAGAAACAUCCUUGAAGGUGUGUUGAUGCAAGUUAGAGCUGGAAUAUGCAGGAUACCAGCCCUCAAGGACCGAGUUUGAGAUCCCCUGUCCUAGAACACGGCAUAUAACAACAAAAUUACUGAAAAAUGAACCCACGUUAUGCCUAAACAGUGCAUGAUGAUGCACUUAAAAAAGCUAAAUUAAUAGUGAACAGUGUUAUAUUAAAAACAAGUCUUUCCUCAUUUGACCAACCUUUUAUUUUGGUUUUAAGUGCAAAGAAAUACAUUUUAAAGACGCUAUAUUAAAAUUUUUUAUUAUUAUUGGGAUAGGCUGUGGCGCGGUGGGUAGCAUGUUUGCCUCACAGCAAGAAGGUCGCUGGUUCGAGCCUCAGCUGGGUCAGUUGGCAUUUCUGUGUGGAGUUUGUAAGUUCUCCCCGUGUUCACGUGGGUUUCCUUUGGGUGCUCCGGUUUCCCCCACAAAUCCAAAGAUAUGUGGUACAGGUGAAUUGGGUAUGCUAAAAUUGACCGUAGUGUAUGAGUGUGUGUGCUUCCCAGUGAUGGGUUGUGGCUGGAAGGGCAUACGCAGCGUAAAACAUGUGCUUGAUAAGUUGGCGGUUCAUUCCGCUGUGGCGACCCCAGAUUAAUAAAGGGACUAAGUCGAAAAGAGAAUGAAUGAGUUAUUAUUAUUAUAAUUUUUUUCUGCUGUCAUUCCCCAGAUUCAGAUUUUACAUUUAAACAUGAGUAUAUAUAUAUAUAUAUAUUAUAGAUCCGCAGUUUAUAAAAACCAUUUAGCAGUUUCACCAACCAUGCCACGUUCAAAGUCAGUUAAAUCACCUUUCUUCCCCAUUCUGAUGCUCAGUUUGAACUGAAGCAGAUCGUCUUCACCAUGUCUACUUGCCUAAAUGCAUUGAGUUUCUGCCAUGUGAUUGGCUGAUUAGAUAUUUGUGCUAACUAGCAGUUGGCCAGCGAGUGUAUAUAUUUAUAUAUAAAUACAUUUAUGCAUAGAUACACAUUUAUUUAUAUUAUUUAUUUACAUUAUAAUAUUAUAAAUGGCCAAUCAAAAAGACACAAAAUGCAAUAAACUGCAACUGCACACUGUACACAGAGAACAUUAUUAACAUUUACUUUUGCAAUAAUGCAUACAUGCAAAAUUUAUGAUAUCGUAUAAUCUGCAUAUAUAUCAUUUCCAUUUUCCUUUAAUAAUAAUAAUAAUAAAUUUAUGGCCAAAACGCCAUCAUUUCAUAAAAACUUUGAGCGUCGUGACAGAAUACACUACCAAAAAUUGUUACUAGGAGCUUCAGGCAAUGUUUGGGUCUGAUUUCCUCAAAAUAUGUCAACUCAAUUAAAGUAAAUGAGAGUUUAUUUGACAUGUUUAGCCUCAUCAUGAUGUUUCGGGGUGAGUAAAUAAUGGCAUAUUUUCUUUCUUUCUUUCUUUUGGCUGAAAUGUCCCUUUUAAAGACACAAACUUGAGUAUAGCUAAUGCAAACAUGACUUUUUUAAAAUAUAAAGGUUUCCAUCACUACGAAACAUCGAAUUAAUAAACAAUCUGAUGAUUACUAGUGAAUGUAUACUAGUUAGAGGAGGCCUUGAGUGCCUUUCCAUUUCCCACAGAAUUGUGUGCCUUUAGUUAACAGUUUUUAAUGUGUAUGAGAUAAGGGUUUAUGUACAUGCAUGCGUUCUGGCACCAUCAGUGUUUUAAUGUUGCAUCGCAUGUAAUGUUGCGUGUAUUUGGCCAUAAUCUUUUUGACAAAAACCAUAGCUAUUUAUGCAGACACUUGUGCUUUUGUAGAUUUUUUCAGCUGGUUUAGAAGUCAUAUAGUGAUGUCACCUCCCCUGCUUGGUGUCAUGAGGAGGUAAAACAUUCAUAAAUCUGGCUCUGUGUUUA
Danio aesculapii is the source of this 4117-nucleotide messenger RNA. It is a transcript of the gene rhoca, whose product is annotated as ras homolog family member Ca. The record is from RefSeq and is a predicted model, not a curated record. The transcript is spliced from 5 exons. Gene Ontology annotation, biological process: small GTPase-mediated signal transduction. Bases 137 to 718 code for a protein of 193 amino acids. Gene Ontology annotation, molecular function: GTP binding; GTPase activity. Lineage: Eukaryota; Metazoa; Chordata; Actinopteri; Cypriniformes; Danionidae. Gene Ontology annotation, cellular component: neuron projection.